Messenger RNA from Emericellopsis atlantica, 519 nucleotides. Its product is annotated as EthD domain-containing protein. Gene Ontology annotation, molecular function: oxidoreductase activity. The record is from RefSeq and is a predicted model, not a curated record. The transcript is spliced from 4 exons. The coding region runs from base 1 to 519 and encodes 172 amino acids. Lineage: Eukaryota; Fungi; Ascomycota; Sordariomycetes; Hypocreales; Bionectriaceae.
AUGGCAUCCGGCGACCGCAGAACAGGCCACGAGCGCAUCGACCACACGUUCAACUUUCCGCAGUUCGACUACGAUGCCCCUGGCAUUCUCUUUCAGCCCGCCAUCAAGAUCCAGUUCUUCUUCUCCAAGCUCGGCGACGUGUCGUGGGAGCACUUUUCCAAGCACUAUGCGCACGUGCACGCGGACAUGACCGUGGCGGCCGAGGCGUUUGGGGCGUUCAACGUGCGACGCUACACACAGCAACACCAGUCCCCGUCCAUGAAGGACAAGGCCAUUGCGCUGGGCAUGUCGCCGCUCGACUACGACGGCUGCUCGACCAUGUGGUUCGCCAACUGGGACGAUGCUGAAAAGUUCUUUGCGGCGCCGAGUUACCGUCAAUUGGCCGACGACUGCAAGUAUUUCAUGGACACCAGCCGCGGGAUCAAGGUAUUUGCAGGACAGGAAGUGAUCUGCUUUGGCAAGGCGAUCCCCGACGUGGACAGCCAGGAUGGCAUCACCGAGCACAAGAAAAGCAAUUAA